GUCACCCACUCGGACUUCCGGUUUUGGAGCUGGACUAGGCGGCUGGAGAGCCGGGCCUGGGGCCGACCCUGGGUGGGUGAGGCUGGCCCGCGGGCAUAGAUGCGAGUGGGUUGAGGGACAGCUCUAGAAGGAGACACUCCCAGGGGUGGCCGGAAGGUGCUCUCAGAGAACCUUAGCCCCGUUAGAGGCCUCUGGAGAGGACUGCACGAUGGCUCCGACACUGACCUGGCCGGAGGGAGCGAAGACAAAGAGGCCGGAACCCCGCACCCGCCGCUUCUUGAGCUGAGCUCCACGCCCGCUAACCUCGCAGCACUCGGAUCUUCUGGCCAGCACCCGAGCUUGUCCUCAGGAGACCCAUUACUACUGCCCCCUCAGAAUCCUCUCCACCAACUCAGUGCGACUCUCCCCAAGCCCACCCGGGCCUCGCGUCAGAAGUCAAAACCAACUUCUCCCAAUGCGCGAGGUUUCCCGUCAGUUCCCGAAUGUUUGCUGAGCGGUUACUUCUGCUGUGAGGGAAAACAAAGACCCAGUGUUCAGUACUUGAUGUUUCUCUGGGGUGGGAAUUGGCAGUUGUAGAGUCCGAAGGGGCAGGGCGGACGUAGAGGGCCUCGAGAAGCACUGCGGCGGUACUGGGUGAGGUCACCUGCGACCCGCUGGACACGGGCUUUUUGUUGCUGUGAGCACGAUGGUGACUUGCCUUUAGAUCCUCUGAGCUUUCCAGGUUUCCUAUAUGGUUCAAAUUCAUUAUGCAACAUGGGUUAAGGGAGCUAAAUGGGGUCAGAUUUGGGGGAGGUGGAAGAGGAGCAGACAACUUUCUCUGCUGCUUCCCCGGGCUCCUCUGGGAAGUCGCCCAGAAAUGCAGCUUUUGAAAGGUUUCUCUCCAUGCUCAGUUUUGGCUUGCUGUCCUGGAGUUGAUGCUACCUCAGAUGGCCACAUGGAGCAUAUAUAUGGAAAGUCAGGCCAGCUCUGGCAAGACUUUAGACAUAUGAGUAUAUUCCUUCUGAUAGUGCCAUCUCUCUCUACCCUAGGAGGAAACUUACAGAGAGACUCAUCUGCAGGUGAUUCUCCAAGGACAUGGGAAGAUAGGUGUAAGCCCUGGAACCCAGACCUUUAAGUGGAGGGAAGCUGCUUUCUGCUGUGGAAGAUGGCCAAACCCACUCUGAGAGGAAAUGGCACUAACUCUGAGACCUUCCGACAGCGCUUCAGGAAAUUUCAUUACCAGGAGGUAGCUGGGCCCCGUGAGGCUUUCAGCCAACUCUGGGAACUUUGCUGUCGGUGGCUAAGGCCGGAGGUCACAGUCUCUGUGAAGGGGCAGGAAGUGCGCUUGGAGAAGAUGACACCCCUGAAAUCAUCACGAGAGUUAUUAAAUGUUCGGCAGGAGUCAGUGGAACCCCAGCCCAGGGGUGUACCCAAGAAAGAGAGGGCAAGAAGCCCAGACCUGGGACCACAGGAGCAGAUGAACCCAAAGGAGAAGCUCAGACCUUUUCAAAGGAGCGGAUUUCCAUUUCCUAAAUCCGGUGUGGUCUCCAGGUUGGAGCGAGGAGAGCCUUGCAUCCCAGAUAUUGGCUCCAAGGAGAAGGAACUCCCAAGACGCAGUCACACAGGAGACAGACAAAUGCAUACUGAUCUAUUAUCAUCCAGAAGAGAGAGAAAUUGGGUGGAACAAGAUCACUGGGGCUUUGAGGAUGAGAAGGUGGCCGGUGUGCACUGGGGCUAUGAAGAGACCAGAACUCUCCUUGCAAUUCUCAGUCAGACUGAAUUUUAUGAAGCUCUCCGAAACUGUCAUAGAAACAGCCAGGUAUAUGGGGCUGUGGCUGAACGGCUUCGGGAGUAUGGCUUCCUCCGGACCCUGGAACAGUGUCGGACCAAGUUCAAAGGUCUCCAGAAGAGCUAUCGGAAAGUCAAGAGUGGCCACCCACCGGAGACCUGCCCCUUCUUUGAAGAGAUGGAAGCCCUGAUGAGUGCCCAGGUCAUUGCCCUGCCCUGUAAUGGCCUGGAAGAGGCAGCCUCUCACUCUGGCCUGGCAGGCAGCAAUGCUGAGACUGAGGAGCCAGGGCAAGGGAGCUGGCAGCAUGAGGAGGGAGCAGAAGAGGCCAUGGCUGAGGAGUCUGACAGUGAUGAAAUGGACCAGGAAGCCACCCCCCAGGACCCUAACAACUCGACUGCACCUGUCCUUUUCCGAAGCCCAAGUGGUGUACACUGGGGCUAUGAAGAGACAAAGACUUAUCUUGCAAUUCUUAGUGAGACUCAGUUUUACGAAGCCCUCCGGAACUGUCACCGCAAUAGCCAAUUAUAUGGAGCAGUGGCUGAGCGAUUAUGGGAAUAUGGCUUCCUGAGGACACCAGAGCAGUGUCGGACCAAGUUUAAAAGCCUACAAACCAGCUAUCGGAAAGUCAAGAAUGGCCAAGCACCAGAGACCUGUCCCUUCUUUGAAGAGAUGGAUGCUUUGGUGAGUGCCCGGGUUGUUGCCCCAUCUAGUGAUGACCAGGAAGAGGACACAGCCUCUUGCCCCAUCCAGGAGACUAGUGAGGCUGAAGCUGAGAAGCAAGCGGAGGAGGCAGAAGAGGCCACAGAAGAAGAUUCUGAGGAUGAUGAAGAGGAUACUGAGCUACCCCCGGGGGCUGUCAUGACCCGUGCUCCAGUCUUAUUUCAGAGCCCCAGUGGUUUUGAGGCUGGAUUUGAGAAUGAAGAGAAUCUAAAACGGGAUAUUUCUGAGGAAGUACAACUACAUAGGACAUUACUUGCAAGGUCUGAAAGGAAAAUUCCCCGGUAUCUUAAUCAGGAUAAAGGCAGUGAGAGUGAAUACAGAUCAGGAAGACAGUGGGAAAGGACCCCAGGGGAGAAACGAGGAAAACCGACACUCCCAGAGAGGAGUUUAGGUAAAGUUCUAAGUCAUCAGAGACCUUACUUGGGAGAGAGACCCUAUAAAUAUCUCAGAUAUGGCAAAAGCUUUGGUCCAAACUCCCACCUUACGCAUCAGAUAUCCCAUCAAGUGGAAAACCCAUAUAAAUGUGCUGAUUGUGGGAAAAGUUUCAGUCGGAGUGCACGCCUCAUUAGACACCGGAGAAUCCACACUGGAGAGAAACCUUAUAAAUGUCUUGACUGUGGGAAAAGUUUCCGUGACAGUUCAAAUUUCAUCACCCAUAGGAGAAUCCACACAGGAGAAAAACCGUAUCAAUGUAGUGAGUGUGGAAAGCGUUUCAAUCAGAGCUCAAGCCUUAUAAUUCACCAGAGAACCCACACAGGAGAAAAGCCCUAUCAAUGUGAAGAGUGUGGGAAAAGCUUUAACAACAGUUCUCAUUUUAGCGCACAUCGAAGGAUACACACAGGAGAAAGACCCCAUGUGUGUCCUGACUGUGGUAAGAGUUUCAGUAAGAGUUCUGACUUACGUGCACAUCACAGAACACACACAGGAGAGAAACCUUAUGGGUGUCAUGACUGUGGCAAGUGCUUCAGCAAAAGCUCUGCUCUGAAUAAGCACAGAGAAAUCCAUACAAGAGAAAAGCUUCUGACACAGUCAGCGCCUAAGUAAACCCCUGGGAAUCUAUAAAGAAAAGAGUCUCAGUAAAUGUAUUGAAACUGUUUGAAAAAGUCUUCCAAUAGUGAGAUCCAUCUCCUGUUCUAUGCCCAACUAGUUUAGGAAACAUUCUAGGAUUUAUCCCACUGUUUGUUCCUGUUUCUCCUGGAUGUAGAGUCAAAUUCCCAAGGCAGUUGUCUUAAGAAUGAAAGGAAGGUUUCAGUCUCUCUCCAUGCCUGCAUCUGAGUUGACAGAUAUCAUCUUUCCCUCUCAGUGCCCAUGUUGUUACCUUAAUAAAGAGGACAUAGUAGUAGAUCCUGUGAGUUUGACAUGCACCCUUCCAAACUCAUCCUGUAAUUCAGCUGCAUUUUGACUGGGAAAACCCAUCACAGCAUUUCAGGGAGAAACUGUGAGACUUCUCAUUGAGUAGGCCUAGCUCUUUCUAUAGAAAUGGAAAUGCAAAAAAAGAAUAACUCUUUCUGCGCCCAGAAUGACAUAUAGAUAGUCCCCAACUUAACGAUCGUUCGACUUUGUGAUGGUGCAAAUGCGAUAUGCAUUUAGUAGAAACUGGGUAGGCUAAGCUAUGAUGUUUGGUAGGUUACAUGCACUUCAACUUAUGAUGUAUUUAACUUAUGAUGGGCUUAUCCGGAUAUACCCCAUCGUAAGUCAAGGAGAAUCUAUUUGUCAUGCGCACUCUUCGUUUACCUUAAAGGAGUUUAAUGUCCAUCUUAGUUCUGACCUGUGAAUCUUGUCAAGAACUUAGAAGUUCUAUAUGGGGAAACAAUAUAAACCUUGUAUAAAUACUGAGGUAUGAACCCUGGAUUUCUUAGUAUCUUCCAAACCCUAGAUUUGGAAUAGUAUACUACUACCUUUACAGCAUCUAGUUUGAUUUAUAUUCCAUCUCAUCCAAAUUUUAUCUGUCCCUUGUGAUCCAGAAGCCCAAAGAGUAAGCCAGCUGAAUGUAGUGACAGGAAAAGCAGUUAAAGCUGCCAAUAGGGAACUGUCCAUAUUCCACACACUUAACACACCUCUCUAGUGUUAGGCACCCCAUGGGUGCUCAGUACUAACCUACAGUGAGCAGUAGCCACUGCCACAUUCCCAUGGAUUGGGACAACAGACCAUUUUGUGCCAAGAAGUCUUGACCCUAAUAGCAAGGAGUACAGAUUAUCUUUGGUCAGUGGAGCUGCCAAUACUCACACACAUGCACGUGCAUAUAUUCAACUGUACAAGUAUACAUAUAUUUUUAAAAGCAGCUCUUCAAACACAGUGUAAUUCUGAUCUUUAUAAUCAAAUAGUAUUGAAUUAAUUGCCCGUAUGUUCACAGUACUAUGAUGAGCCCUGUACAGCACAAGUUCUACAGUCCUUGUCCUUACAAUCUAAAAUAACACUGACAUGGAACAAAUAAUAAGUAUAUGCGUAUGGUUGCAAUAGUUUUAGAGAAAUCUAGAGAGGCAGUAACAGUGUAUAAAUGUUAAAGGUCUAAUGCAUUAAAGUUGUCAGAGAAAUCUGGGAGGUAUUUUCUUCUCUUUAUUUAGCAAGUCUUCAUGAAGCAGGAAGUGUUCAAAGGUGGGAAUGUUAGUGGGUAAAUUAGGGUGGGGUAAACUUUCCAGAACUAAUCGCAAAACUAAGUGCUGAGUGGGAGAAAACCUGGAAUAUUGGGGAACAAGUUGUUUAGUGCAGAUGAAGCAGAGGGCAAAGGAGAGACUUUAAGGAAGGUUAGACAAAGCUUGGAGCAGCACAAAAUUUGAGGAACAGUAUGAUAUGGGCUGUGCAGAAGGCAGAGAAAGAAUCACCUUAGCUGAAGCACUAAGAGUGCCCGAAGCAGAUCAAGAGGUGGUGCUCCCAUCAGGUACAGUAAGUCAGGUGCUGUGUUGAACUUAUUGAUAAGGAAACAGCUGGCUGGUACUGGAGAAGAAUGAGUAGUUUUAGGGGACUAACUUAUAUAGGAGACAAAGGUCAGAGACUGUAGUAUCUUGAGAAGAUACUUUGACAGGCGGGUCUGGAAAGAGGAACGAGCAGAUGGCCAAGGCCUGGGAUAAGUAGCUAUUUCACAUUCACAUUUAAUUAUUGUCCUGUGGCUAGAAUGAGAUCUGGGAGUGGAGUGGGGAGAUAGAAUAUUCUAUAAUUCAUAGCUUACUGUGUUAGAUGAGAGAUUAAUUAGGGUUCUGGUGUUGAGGGAUCCUAGUACAAAGAAUCUAACAUUUAUUAGGAAUUAAAGGGCGAUAUCUCAAUUAUUUUGCCUAAGCAGACAGGAAGAUACAAGAAACACCAGUCUAAAGCAAUGCUUCAGGAUCUGAGAUACUUUAGGAAGUGUGCAUAAUGUUUUUAAAAAUGAGAGAUUACUGUAUUUACUAUAUCUAUGUAUAGUCUUGUGGAAAAGCACUGGGUGGGAUAUCAACAGAUAAGAAUUCUGGUUCCAGAUGUCUGUGUGAAGUCAACCUGCCUCCGAAUCCCUUACUGUAAAGCAGAAUAAUGUUUACACCUUAACCUGCCUCUCAGGGAUACCAUGUUAAUAAAAAUUAUGUCUGUAAAGUG
Messenger RNA from Hipposideros armiger (great roundleaf bat), 6052 nucleotides. RefSeq names its product zinc finger and SCAN domain containing 29 (gene ZSCAN29). The coding region runs from base 1145 to 3532 and encodes 795 amino acids. Gene Ontology annotation, biological process: regulation of transcription by RNA polymerase II; embryo development. The transcript is spliced from 5 exons. Lineage: Eukaryota; Metazoa; Chordata; Mammalia; Chiroptera; Hipposideridae. Gene Ontology annotation, molecular function: DNA-binding transcription factor activity, RNA polymerase II-specific; RNA polymerase II cis-regulatory region sequence-specific DNA binding. Gene Ontology annotation, cellular component: nucleus. The record is from RefSeq and is a predicted model, not a curated record.